Messenger RNA from Colletotrichum phormii, 384 nucleotides. RefSeq lists its product as uncharacterized. The transcript has a single exon. Lineage: Eukaryota; Fungi; Ascomycota; Sordariomycetes; Glomerellales; Glomerellaceae. The record is from RefSeq and is a predicted model, not a curated record. Bases 1 to 384 code for a protein of 127 amino acids.
AUGGGCUCUCUAUCCUCUCCGGAAUAUGAUGCCAUCAUCGUCGGUGGUAGCUUCGCCGGAUGUUAUUACACCCUUGACCAACUCCGAAAGGCUGGAUUCAAGACCCUUGUGAUCGACGAUGCAGCCGAUCUUGGCGGUGUCUGGUACUGGAACUGCUAUGCCGGAGCACGUGUCGACACACCCGCGCCUCUCUAUGAGUUCUCUGAAGAAGAGAUCUGGAGACCAUGGACUUGGUCCGAGAAGUAUCCUGGGAGAGAAGAAAUUCGAAACUACUUCCAGCAUGUCGAGUCCAAGCUACAUCUCAAGAAGGACGUCAUGUUCAACACCCGUGUUGUCAGUGCUGACUUCGAUAAGAUGGAAUCCCACCUGGUCCGGCAGUCGUAG